Messenger RNA from Danio aesculapii, 649 nucleotides. It is a transcript of the gene urp1, whose product is annotated as urotensin-related peptide 1. The coding region runs from base 26 to 409 and encodes 127 amino acids. The transcript has 5 exons. Gene Ontology annotation, molecular function: hormone activity. The record is from RefSeq and is a predicted model, not a curated record. Gene Ontology annotation, cellular component: extracellular region. Lineage: Eukaryota; Metazoa; Chordata; Actinopteri; Cypriniformes; Danionidae. Gene Ontology annotation, biological process: blood vessel diameter maintenance; regulation of blood pressure.
UGAAGUCAGCCACGAUCCUCUCAACAUGUUGUCUCUGGCGGUGCUCUACAUUCUGGCUGUGGUUUGUUCUGCACGGAGAACUCAUGCGCUGCCUCUGUAUUCAGACACGGCUCUACCACAACAGGAAGAACUGAUUCAGAAGCUGGUAGCAGAGGUUGAAGACGGACAAAGUAAUGAUUUAACAGAGCAAAGAGACGUUAAAACUGUGCUUCCUGUCCUGCUACAGAGAGGUGCAAAAGAGACUUUGCAGCAAGAGAAAAUAAAUAACAUGGUGGAUGAUUUAAAAGCAGUGGUUUUGAAACUAGCUGCAGCUGAUAACCUGCGUUCUCAAGGUUAUCUACGAUCUGAGCAAAGCUUGCCCAAAAACAGUAAGAGAGCUUGUUUUUGGAAAUAUUGUGUUACAAACUAGGAAUUUUUCCACAGAGAUGGACAGUGGACCAGCCUAACACAACCUCAUUUACAAAACCCACAGUAUAUGCUUUUGUUUUCCCCAUACAAAUCCAUUCCGCUGCCCUUUUACAUUGUGAAUAUUGUUUUAUAUAAAGUAACCUAACAAGAAUCUGAAUGUAUUUUUUAAUCAUAAAUGAAAACUGAUCUGGUAACAUGUAUGUUAUUAUUUUUAUUUCUAAGUAAAAUCUGAAAGAAAGCA